AUGUCCUCAGUGGGUGCAUGUGCCGAUACAGUGAAAUACAGAUCGGCACCAUCGCAGUACACAUUCUCCAACCCGCCUCUUGACGAGCGAUGGUAUCGUAUUCCUACCGUCCGAGAAUCGACCGCAAUGGCUCGCAAAAUAUUGCACUUGACCACUAUCGGCGACCUCGUGACGACUUUUCCGGAACCCGCUCGCGGCAAUAUCGAGACAUCUGAAGUCAGACCGGCCCAGGUCGCCGGCAGCCCGAUCGGACUGAUGGAAUACUAUGCCGACUGCGACCCCAGAAGUGGCGAUCCUAUUGUCCUGGGUAUCGACAUUGCAACUCCGUAUAGGAACCAUGCAGCAGGGUCGAAUAUCAGCUUAGCUGUUCGAUGGUGGCCAAAGCAAAGAACCGCCUACUCAUUCUUCUCUACUGAUGAAGAUAUCCCGACGCCCCACACCCCUGCAGCACUGCCACGCUUCUCUUUACAUGGGACACUGCGUGCGGUCCCUGAGGAAAAGCUCGCAGACGGGAAGAUCCAGAAAUGCUUCUUGAGAGCUCACCCAGACUCGAUAUACUGGCAGCCGGGCAACGACAUCUCCCACUCGAGCCAGUAUAUGCAGUUGCAUGUUGAGCAUGUUUACUGGUUCGGCGGCUUUGGAGACAGAGCUCGGAUCGGGUGGUUGCCCAUAGAAUUGUGGAGAAACUUGACCAUGGAAGAAAUCAUUGACGCCAAACUACCUGGUGAGCAGCGUAAGAAGAGCUGGAUGAAGAGCUGGCUGUGA
Messenger RNA from Dissoconium aciculare CBS 342.82, 765 nucleotides. RefSeq lists its product as uncharacterized. The transcript has 2 exons. Bases 1 to 765 code for a protein of 254 amino acids. Lineage: Eukaryota; Fungi; Ascomycota; Dothideomycetes; Mycosphaerellales; Dissoconiaceae. The record is from RefSeq and is a predicted model, not a curated record.